Messenger RNA from Hevea brasiliensis (rubber tree), 800 nucleotides. RefSeq names its product PHD finger-like domain-containing protein 5A. The transcript has 2 exons. Gene Ontology annotation, biological process: mRNA splicing, via spliceosome. Lineage: Eukaryota; Viridiplantae; Streptophyta; Magnoliopsida; Malpighiales; Euphorbiaceae. The coding region runs from base 146 to 478 and encodes 110 amino acids. Gene Ontology annotation, cellular component: U12-type spliceosomal complex; U2 snRNP; catalytic step 2 spliceosome. The record is from RefSeq and is a predicted model, not a curated record.
CGGUAAUUAUGAAUUCGAAGAAAGCAGUAGCAUAAAUGGUACCCUUCUCUGGUAAAAGAAGGGUAUACGGGAAUGAAGUUGAUUAGAGUAGAAGAAAAAGGAAAAACAAGAAUCAGAGAACUUGUGGUGUGGAAGCUAAGACAGAAUGGCAAAACAUCAUCCUGAUUUAAUAAUGUGCCGGAAGCAACCAGGGAUUGCAAUUGGACGGCUAUGUGAGAAGUGUGAUGGUAAAUGUGUAAUAUGCGAUUCUUAUGUGCGUCCAUGCACGCUUGUGCGGGUCUGCGAUGAAUGCAACUAUGGAUCCUUCCAAGGUCGGUGUGUUAUAUGUGGAGGGGUGGGUAUAUCUGAUGCUUAUUACUGCAAAGAGUGUACUCAACAGGAGAAAGACCGAGAUGGAUGUCCGAAAAUUGUCAAUUUGGGAAGUGCAAAAACAGAUCUAUUCUAUGAAAGGAAGAAGUAUGGCUUCAAGAAGAGAUGACAAUCAUGGGUGGUCAUAUCUCUGCUUGGUAGCAAAUUGCUUGCAGUGAGUGUAAGUUCGUUUCUAAUGUUAGUCAUCUCCUUUGAGAUUCAAUUUGCUGCAGUAUUUUAGUUAUACAAUGCGGUUUCCUCGAGUUCCCAAUCGGGAAUGUUUUUGGUACCUUCUUGUUACAAUGUAUUCUAGUUUUACAAUUCAUUGUACUUUUAGAUGUUCAAGUCUGUUGGAGGGCAUUUGUCUUGUUUUUUAUGAUUUUUUAUUUUGGGCAACAUUAUCCAUCUUCCAUCAUCCAUGAAUCAAAUGUACUCAUCUGGCUUGAACGUGA